Messenger RNA from Octopus sinensis (East Asian common octopus), 3330 nucleotides. Its product is annotated as relaxin receptor 2-like. Gene Ontology annotation, biological process: G protein-coupled receptor signaling pathway. The transcript is spliced from 18 exons. NCBI's taxonomy places the organism in Eukaryota, Metazoa, Mollusca, Cephalopoda, Octopoda, Octopodidae. Bases 233 to 2515 code for a protein of 760 amino acids. Gene Ontology annotation, cellular component: membrane. Gene Ontology annotation, molecular function: G protein-coupled receptor activity; protein binding. The record is from RefSeq and is a predicted model, not a curated record.
GCCGCCGCUACAGCAACCACCAAUACAUUACGACCGCAGUCACAAACACCAACCAUAGCCGCCACCGUCGUAAUGUGAAUAGACGAGAGUUUGCAGUCAGUUCCGUGUUUGGUUAGUUUUAUUGGAGCGAGCCGUGUUUGUGUGUCUGUUAGAAACGAGUGAGUAUAUAUAUAGAGAGAGAGAGAACUAUAACGGACCUGUUUAUACAGUUGAUGAUAGGAGCCAGGUAUUUAUGGUAAUGGGUGCCAAGAAAAUGUCUACCAUUGUUUCCAUGGUAAUUUUCGCAAGCUGGUUUCUCUGCAACAAGUCAACUGAUGCUAAUAUGGUAACCAACAAAGUCGCACCAACAACACUUUCUCACAUCCAACCUUCAUUAGUAUGCAGUGCUGGAUACUUCGCCUGUAAAGACCAGCUAAAGUGUUUACACCAGAGGAAACAAUGUGACGGUGUUAGUCAGUGUGAAGAUGGCUCCGAUGAGGAAGAUUGUGAUAAUGAGCUAGAUGACAAUAUGUGGAACAAUUUAUGGCGAAAGCGAAAGGAUGAAGCUCAUAAAUUUUCAGAGAAAAUGUGCUCAGAUGACCUAUGUGAAUGUAAAGAAGCAAAAUUCUGGUAUUGUGUCAAUACAGGUCUUCAGAAAAUUCCUGAUACUGUUCCAGUAACGGCAGUUACCUUGGAUCUAUCAGCCAACCAUAUUUCAUAUCUGAAUCAAUCCGCCCUCCGUGGCUUCCAUAAUUUAAAAGAGCUCUCUCUCAAUGACAACGGUUUACGGAUUCUUGAAGCAGGAGCGUUCCAUAACUGCCCUGAACUGGAGACUCUAUCGCUUAAACUGAACCGACUGGAAGAACUAGUCCCUAAUUUGUUUGCCAAGAAUAAUUCCCUGAAAUAUUUAUACCUGGACCAGAAUUGGUUGACCGAAAUACCUGCAAAAGCAUUCGAUCACUUGAGUAAAUUGAUAAAACUAUCUCUACGAAGAAACCGAAUUAAAGCAAUAGAACCAGCCGCCUUCUAUGGCACCAGUAGUCUCGUACAGUUAUUUCUCGACAAUAACAUGCUAACUGACAUCAAACGGCACUACUUUGAGAAACUGACAAAUCUUGGUGAACUAUAUUUGAUUAACAACAAGAUUAGCUCCAUCGAACCAAAUUCCUUCGUCUCGCUGACUCAGCUACAAAAUCUAAUAUUGCGACAAAACAGAUUUACUAAAUUGGUUAAUGGAAUGUUCGCUGGAUUAAAAUCCAUCCAAUAUCUGAAUUUGGAAGAAAAUCAAAUUGAACACAUUGAAGAGAAAUCCUUUAUGUAUGUUGAAAACCUAAUUUCACUCUAUCUGGCAGACAAUCCCUUCAGAACGAUGCCUCCGAAUACAUUGAAAGGACUCGUCAAUUUGAAAUUCAUACAUUUUUCUGUGUUCUACACUUGUAUUUACGCUUUGCACGUACGCGUGUGCAAUCCCAAAGGAGAUGGAUUAUCCAGUACAAAGAAUCUCAUUGAAAACCCGGUGCUGCGUGUCAGCGUAUGGGUGAUCGGCGUCGUCGGUGUCCUGGGAAACUGCUUGGUUUUACUCGGACGGUUCUGCAUUAACGAAGACAACAAAGUCCACUCGUUUUACAUCCAAAACUUGGCGUUGGCUGAUAUGCUGAUGGGCGUUUAUUUACUAACUGUCGGCUCCAAGGAUAUGUAUUAUCGUGAGCAAUAUUUAUCGAACGACCAACAAUGGAGAUAUUCAUGGCUUUGCAACAGCUGCGGAGUAAUUUCGACCAUCAGCACAGAAAUGUCUGUUUUUACUGUGGUACUCAUUACUUUAGAUCGAUACAUCAAUGUCGUCUAUCCGUUUUCAUUACACAAAUGCGGACGAAAAACCGCAUAUUUUUUAAUAUUUUCCAUGUGGCUCGCUAAUUUCUUUCUUGCUGUACUGCCAGUUCUCGGCAUACCUUAUUUCGGAGAACAGUUCUAUCGAAACAAUGCUGUGUGUCUACCUUUGCAUAUCCAUGAGCCGUACAUAAAAGGCUGGGAGUACUCGGCUUUCUUAUUUCUCGGUAUAAAUGUGCUAGCUUUCAUAUUUAUCUCCUAUGCCUAUUUCGUCAUGUUUUGCAAUAUCCGUAAGUCGGCCAUGUCCCUGCGAACAAAUCGUGAAAAUCAUGAUCAUCUUAUAAUGAAGAGAUUCUCCAUGAUCGUCCUCACCGACUUUAUGUGUUGGGUUCCUAUAAUAACAGUGAAAACCGUGGCACUUGCAGGUUACCAAAUCGGUGACAAUCUCUACGCUUGGUUAGCAAUUUUUAUUCUACCAAUCAACAGUGCCCUUAACCCACUAAUCUACACCAUGAUGACUACACAUUUUAAGCGAGCCGUCUUAAAAAACGUCCUCGUCAGAGCUUUCUUUAAAAUGAACCAGUCGGAUCUUACCGGAUCGUCUUGCGGAGUCUUACGACAACACAGUUGUGUUCAGGUUACUGAGUUGAAAAUUGUGGCCGAUGACUGCCGAACGAAAUCAACCAAUAAAAAUGCUGUGAUCAUGUGAUUUUGUUAUCGAGAUCUCCUAUGACGUGACCAAUGCGUCUGCUGUGCCGCCUCACUCAAGUCACGAUGCCUCCACAAUAUUUUGCAGCUUCACUGCGGCUGUCCCGUCUCAUUCCAGUUACGCUAUGACACAACUAUAACGUUGUGUGGUUCCCUGUUGCGGUGACUACAGCUUUGUUGCCGUAUCUGUCUAUAAUGCUGUUGAUGACUGUCUUGACAAUCGUUAUUAAAACUCAUAUCAUUCCACAGCCAUUCGUUACAACAAUAAUCUGACACAGUUUCUGCCUCUGAGUGAUGCCAGAAAUAUUGAAAUCAGUUGCUACCUUGAAACACACAAUGGCAUUCAUUUGAGAUUCAAAUUAGAACUACAUUGCAUUCCAUUACAUUAUACCAUGCCUCGUCAGACAGCCUGUGCAGGAGUACUCAACCAGCUAAAAAUAGCAGCCAAAUAUUCCUUAAAUAACACCCCAAGCUUCUGAAAGUAAAUAAGCACAGUGUAUAACAAAACCAUAGAAUGGGCACGGGUGGAUUUCCUUUGGUCAUAAAUCUGCUAGAACAGGAUUGACCUAUGGUUAAACAGCCACACCGCUUCAUUACAUCAUAAUAUACAUCACACAUGCUAACAAACCUCUAUCUACCUCAAAAUAGUCACCCGAACUGCAAGAGACAGCAGCCAAAAUCUCCCACAACUCAUAUUCUAUAGGCUGGUAGUCAUUACAAGCACACGCACUUUUAUGUAUCUCUCACACACACACACACACACACACUUACACACAAUCAUAUGCGGUGUGUGCAUGCGUGUAAGUGUAGUUUAGU